GAUGCGCGUGUUGCUCCUUUCCCGGGGUAGAGUUAGUGUGUGUGUGUGUGUGUAUCGUGAACGGACUUCAGUGGGGGUUUCAUUCCGUCUCAGUCUUCAAAAUGAGUUCAAACUAUAAUAACACGUUUGAUGGCCAGGAUGAGCCAGUGAGACCUACACCCGGGGGUAGAAAACGCAGACUGGACAAAGAAAACCACAAAAAACAACUAGAAAAGAAGGUUCGUCACUCAGGUUGCGGGUUAACACCUACUGUUGGAUGUCAACACACGGCUACUGCGACCUGUCAGGCCGAGAAGCUGUCACCGGACGACCUGAUGAUGAACUUUAACAAGUUUUAUAAUAAACCAAACAAGGUUGACCAGGACCGGGCCAUACUUGAUCUCCUGGACAUAAUGAAAGUGAACAGGCGGCGUACGAAAAUCAAGGACGUAAACAAGCGAAUAGACCGGAAAAUAUCGGUUAAAUACAGUCUCUUGUGCGGCAGUCACCCGGAGAAGGUGCCCGUUUGCAAGGCAAGCUUCAUUAAAGUGCUUGGCAUCAGCAAAGACCGUGUGUCCCGGGUGGCUCAAUAUUAUGCCGAGACUGCUGAGGCUCGCCCAGAGAGAAGAGGUGGUGCACGGCACAGUGAGGAGCACAGCAGGAGAAGGCAACUCAUUGUUGAGCACAUCCAGUCUUUCACCUGCAGGGCCAGCCAUUAUGGGCGGAGAGGAGCACCAGGCCGCAAGUAUCUCCCCAGUGACCAGAAUGUGCACAAGAUGCAUAAGCUCUUUGAGGCUCAGAACCAUGCUCAGACCAGCUACUCCCUCUAUUAUUCAGUGUUCUCAAAGGAUUUCAAUCUUGGCUUCGGUCACCCAGCUACAGAUGCAUGCUCUGAUUGUUCCAAGUUUAAGAUCAGGAUGAAAGAUCCAAACCUAACCGAGACAGAGAAGAAGAUGGAAUCUGCAUCAUUCAUCUUGCAUCGUCGCAGAGCUUGUGUGUUUUAUGACCUGUUAGGCAGGGUUGCUGAAGAUCAUGUGACCCUCUGUUUCGAUAUGAUGCAAAACAUGGUCCUUCCAAAAACCUCAAUAGGACAGGCCUAUUACUCACGGCAGAUGUACCUGUAUCUGUUUGGUGUGGUUGUGCACCACGGAGAGAAGAGUCACCAGACAAAAGAUGAUGUCCAUCUCUACGUGUGGCAGGAAAAUGAGGGUAGAAAGGACAGUAACAUGAUUGCAUCCGCGCUGAGUGACUGCCUCAAGGUUCGACUUCGGCACAAAGUCAGCAGGUCAAGGGGACUUCGGCUGUUCAGUGACUCAUGUUACGGCCAAAACAAAAACAUGAACAUGGUGUCCAUGCUCAUGGAACUUCGCCAGUCUUUUCCCAACCUUGGCAUAGAGUACACUUUUCCAGUAAGGGGUCACAGCUAUCUCCCAGCAGACCGAGUCUUUGGCAGAAUUGAGCAGAAGAUCAGGAAAAUUGAUACAAUUCUGCUACCACAGGAAUACCAUGCCAUCCUGCAGCAAUUCGGCAACGUUCACGUUUAUGGCACAGACUGGAAGGCGUUUGAUUACAGGUCAGCCACAAAAGUGUGUGUUAAGUCAAAUAGGAGCUUUAAAAUCAGCGAAGCACGCAUACUUGAUUUGAGUACCAACAAGGUUGGUUUAAAGAUGGCUUACAAUGGGGAGCCUUGUUUCCAUAGCGUAUUAAAGCGGGGCAAGCGAUGGGCUGACCUGAAACCUGCGUUACUUCCAAAGCAGACCUCUGUGAAAGGCGCAAAGAAGUGCGAUGUGCUGGCACUAUUAGGAGCAAUGGGUGUGUCUGAUGUGGUGAGGGCUUUUUAUGACGAUGCACUGUAUCAGGUGACUGACAAUGCAGGCCAGAGUGAUGAAGAUGCAGAGUGAUUCAUGCGCAAGUGAUGAAUCUCUCCGUCUCUCACUCUCUCUCUCUCUGUGUCCUCUCACAGACUCAAAUUAAUUUAAUCAAUUUAUUAUCAAUACUAUCAUUACUUUUUACAGGUUCGGCACUGAAUGACUAUUAGCCUAAAUGCGUUACUAAAUGAUAUUAAUUUAUCUUUUACAUUGUUGUAUUUUUAUUAAUUAGUGGUAUUUGUAUGUGUGUUAUUU
Molecule: messenger RNA, 2102 nt
Organism: Gadus macrocephalus (Pacific cod)
Lineage: Eukaryota; Metazoa; Chordata; Actinopteri; Gadiformes; Gadidae
Exons: 2
Coding region: 102-1880 (592 amino acids)
Source: RefSeq, a predicted model, not a curated record